AUUUCCUUCGAUCUUUCUCCCUCUCUCACAAACAUUCUGACAUUUUAGAGUGCCUCUAAGAAUUUUUUUUUGUUUUUGUUUUUGUUUUUCAUUUUUUUCAUUUUAAGUUUCAGUUCUUCUCGUUAUAUAUAUAUUUUAUACAAAAAAAAAAAAAAAACAGAUGCAACCGUGGAGAAGAAAAUUUCCAUUGUUUGAAACAGGAGUAACAAUGAAACAGAGGAAGAACAGUAACCUCUCUAUCUUCGUCGUCGUCUUCUCUGUUUUCCUCUUCGGGAUCUUCAUGUAUAACGAAGACGUCAAAUCCAUCGCCGAGUUCCCUUUCUCCACCCCUAAACCUAACGACGUACACGAGGACGAGACGAAACCGAUCACUACUGAGAUCACAACAACACUACCGGUUCAAGAAUCGAUCAAGAGCUCAGACCCUACAGUUCAAGAUUCCGUUGGUAACGCAGACCCGAUUCAGGAACCGGUGAAAAACGCAGAGCCGGAUCAGGAUUCAACGAGAGACGCAGCAGAGCCAGUUCAGGAGGAGACGUCGAAAACAGAGGAAGCGAAGAAGAUUGAGCUUUUCUCUGUAACGGAGGAUGAAGAAGACGUUGAGUUGCCGCCGGAGGAGUGUGAUUUGUUCACCGGAGAAUGGGUUUUUGAUAACGAGACGCAUCCGUUGUAUAAAGAGGAUCAGUGUGAGUUCUUGACGGCGCAAGUGACUUGCAUGAGAAACGGAAGAAAAGAUUCUCUGUAUCAGAACUGGAGAUGGCAACCAAGAGACUGUUCUCUACCAAAGUUCAAAGCGAAGUUGCUGUUGGAGAAGCUAAGGAACAAGAGAAUGAUGUUCGUUGGAGAUUCACUAAACCGGAACCAAUGGGAAUCAAUGGUUUGCUUGGUUCAAUCAGUGGUUCCUCCCGGUCGAAAAAGCUUGAACAAAACCGGUUCUCUAUCCGUCUUCCGAGUUGAGGAUUAUAAUGCGACGGUGGAGUUUUAUUGGGCGCCAUUUUUGGUGGAAUCGAAUUCGGAUGAUCCAAAUAUGCAUAGUAUACUUAACCGUAUAAUCAUGCCUGAGUCCAUAGAGAAGCAUGGAGUCAACUGGAAAGGAGUUGACUUUCUUGUUUUCAACACUUACAUCUGGUGGAUGAACACAUUCGCCAUGAAAGUCCUACGAGGAUCGUUCGAUAAAGGAGACACUGAGUAUGAAGAGAUCGAACGGCCAGUAGCGUAUAGGAGAGUGAUGAGGACUUGGGGAGAUUGGGUCGAACGAAAUAUUGAUCCUCUACGUACCACUGUUUUCUUCGCUAGCAUGUCUCCUCUUCACAUCAAGAGCUUGGAUUGGGAGAAUCCAGAUGGGAUAAAGUGCGCGUUGGAGACGACGCCGAUCCUAAACAUGUCGAUGCCCUUCAGCGUAGGAACAGACUACAGGCUGUUUUCAGUAGCGGAAAACGUCACGCACUCUCUUAACGUUCCUGUUUACUUUCUCAACAUUACAAAACUCUCCGAGUACCGGAAAGAUGCUCACACUUCGGUUCACACCAUCCGACAAGGCAAAAUGCUGACGCCGGAGCAACAAGCCGAUCCAAACACUUACGCAGAUUGUAUCCAUUGGUGUCUUCCCGGUUUACCUGACACGUGGAAUGAGUUCCUUUACACACGUAUCAUUUCCCGUUCGUGACCUAUAUAUAAUAAGAAGAACGAACGAACAAAGGAAACCCAAGAAAAUGUUUUUGAAUCUUUCUUACUUUAAUUUUCUUUUUCCUCGAAGUUUUAUAUUUUGAUGUCAUAAUGUUCAUAAUUUUUCUUGAAUUCAUGUAAUUGUGAAAUGUUUUCUUUAAUGGUUAUUAGAGUGUCUAGUAGGAUGCAAUGGAAGGGGAUAUUUUAACU
Capsella rubella is the source of this 1875-nucleotide messenger RNA. Its product is annotated as protein ESKIMO 1. Gene Ontology annotation, molecular function: O-acetyltransferase activity. Gene Ontology annotation, cellular component: Golgi apparatus. The transcript has 5 exons. Bases 161 to 1666 code for a protein of 501 amino acids. NCBI's taxonomy places the organism in Eukaryota, Viridiplantae, Streptophyta, Magnoliopsida, Brassicales, Brassicaceae. The record is from RefSeq and is a predicted model, not a curated record.